This is a messenger RNA of Polypterus senegalus (gray bichir), 2177 nucleotides long. RefSeq names its product embryonic protein UVS.2-like. Gene Ontology annotation, molecular function: zinc ion binding; metalloendopeptidase activity. The record is from RefSeq and is a predicted model, not a curated record. The transcript has 16 exons. Gene Ontology annotation, biological process: proteolysis; negative regulation of inflammatory response. NCBI's taxonomy places the organism in Eukaryota, Metazoa, Chordata, Cladistia, Polypteriformes, Polypteridae. The coding region runs from base 1 to 1962 and encodes 653 amino acids.
AUGGUUGAGUUUGUCACAGAUGCUUCUGGAUCUGCACCAGGUUUCCUUGCUUCCUUCAGCACUGUACAAUGUGGUGCUACGUUAAGGAAUAAAACUGGCACAUUCACAACUCCCAAUUACCCUUCAGAUUAUCCAAUCAAUAUAGACUGUCUAUGGGUUUUGAGAGGUCCAGUUGGGAGCAAGGUUACAGAUAUCUUCAGUUGCUCACAUGUAGCAGUCACAUUAAUCAGUCUCGAAAAUGUGUCCUCACCAUUAUUCCUCAGACAAAAAGGAAGCAUUUUAAAAAGAGUAUCUAGGUCUGAUGGAUGUCGACGCAGCGUUGGAAGAACGGAACAUAAAGAAAAAGAAACCACCAUCAUGACUGACAAUGCUGCUAUUAUGAUCUAUGUGGUACAGGUGAUGCACGUUGCAAACUUUUUCCACCAUAGUGGUACACCUAGCCACUUAAUUAAAGAGAAGCAACAUUUAUUGGACUUGCCAACACACAAACUUGGGAUUGUUACCACAAUGGAACAGUCCACUGGAAAUGCUAGAAAGGUUUCUGGACCAACAGCCAGCUAUGUCAGCGCAUAUUUUUCGGGCGCAAGGUUUUCUACAUGGAAUGCCAAUAAUCCAGGACUCUUUGCUGGAGAAAGGUGCAGUCGCGGAGUACGUGGUUGCGUUCCUCGGAAAUCACGUGCUGUCCCUGCGCGCCCGGAAUCGGGGAGCAGGCAGCGUGUCAUUCUAGAGCGGAUCACUUGUCGUUUUCCAGAUUUAAAGCCAGGCCUAUUGGAGAAAAUCACCAUCACUAGUGCAAUGACUGACUUUUAUUCCAAAGCCUGCAUUCAGUUUAUUCCAUGGACUAAUCAAAAAGAUUAUGUCAGUAUUGAACCACAAAAUGGGUGUUGGUCUUCUGUGGGAAAGGUUGGAGGGAAGCAAGUGGUCUCACUGCAACGUGACACCUGUCUCUUUAAAGGAGUUAUUCAACAUGAACUUAAUCAUGUACUGGGCUUCUUACAUGAGCAGAGUCGCAGCGAUCGUGAUCAGUAUGUCCGUAUUAACUGGGAGUACAUCAGUCCUGAAUAUGUCAGCAACUUUGGAAAGAUUAACACGAACAACCUGGGCACCCCUUAUGACUACUCAUCAGUCAUGCACUAUUCUAGGGAUGCUUUCUCAAACACAACAAAUGAAUACACUAUCACUCCUAUCCCAAAUCCCAAUGUGACAAUUGGACAGAGGAUUGGCCUGAGUUCUAUGGAUAUCCAACGUAUAAACCUUCUGUACAAGUGCAAUUCCUGUAGCACUUCUAUGAUUGAAAAAUCAGGAAAUUUUAGUUCUGCUAACUACCCAAGUCAGUAUCCUGCCAACUCCAGAUGUUACUUUACAAUUCAGCUUCCAGCAGACAGGGUCCUGCUGCAGUUCAACAGUUUCAGUGUGCAAAGAUCUCCAGGAUGCACUACAGAUUAUGUCAGACUAUUUGACGGUUCCAGUAGGCGCUCCCCAGUCAUAAUGAACAACACCUGUGGAAGUGGUCCUGUUAUUCCCAUUAUUAGCAGUACCAGUGCAAUGCUGGUGGAGUUUGUCACAAGUGCCAAAGGCAAAGGAACUGGUUUUACUGCUUCAUAUGCCAGCGUGCAAUGUGGUGGCAAUAUGAACAGUAUGAGCGGAACAUUUGCAACACCAAAUUAUCCUGACGUGUAUCCUGUUAAUGUUAUUUGUGACUGGAUCAUCGUUGUUCCUGCAAAGAAAAAGAUACAGUUACAGAUAUCGCCAUUCAAUGUUGAAUUUGCACCCGGCUGUAUCUACGACUAUUUGGUGGUAUUCGAUGGGCCCUCCCUCAACUCGCCUAUCUUGAACAACAAGUACUGUGGCAUCUACUCAAGCCUGACAUUGACCUCCUCUCGAAAUGUGGUGGUGGUGCAGUUCUACAGCGAUUCCUCUGAUGUCUUCCCUGGCUUUAAUGCUACAUACACAGCCAUCUAAGUGGCACUCUGACCCCCUUAUUCAGAACGCUUGUGCCUUUGGAAACUCUACAAUGUAGAAGACCUUGUUAAGAAAAGUUUUACUUAUAUGUUGCUUUGGUUGCAUUAUGUAAACAAAUAUUUUUAAUGUUUUUGUAAUUUAAAUGUGUUUUUUUUUUAAAUAAAUGUUUGCUAAUCUAAUUUCUAGCAGCUCAAUGACUAUCCACUUACACCUUG